CAAGGGAUUCAUCAACGUAGAAAUGAGUUCUUGCUUCACCAUCUCCCUCUCUCUCCUCUUCUUCUUCAUAAAUUUUGUAGGUACUGAAUCAGCACCUACGUUUCUACGGCAUUACUGCCCAAAUGCCACACUCUUCACUCCCAACUCCAUCUACCAAUCCAACCUCAACACCCUCCUCUCUUCUCUCUCCUCUGCCGCCACCGACACCGCUGACGGCUUUGCCAAUGCUGUCGUCGGCCAAAACCCUCCCGACCAGGUCUACGGGCUCUUCCUCUGCCGCGGUGACGUCGACUCCGCCACGUGCAGCAACUGCGUGGCCACUGGAAAACAGGAUAUCCUCCAAAGAUGCCCCAACCGGCGAGUCUCCGUGAUCUGGUAUGAUGAGUGUAUGUUGAGGUACUCCGAUGGCUCCAUCCACUCAGUCAUGGAACAAAUGCCUUCUAUCACGAUGUACCACACCAGGAAAAUCACCAAUCCAACCCAGUUCAUGCAAGUCCUGAGAGAGACCGUGGACGACAUCACUGCGAGGGCUUCAGUCGGCAAGUCGGGGAAGAAACUUGCCGUUGCGGAGGCAAACUUUACGAGUUUGCAGAAGCUGUACACGCUCGCACAGUGCACACCGGACUUGACGGUGUUGGAGUGCAACACGUGCCUCCGGGCAACAAUCGCGGGUCUUCCACGGGCGAAGCAAGGUGGGAGGUUGUUCACUCCGAGCUGCAGCAUGAGGUUCGAGCUGUACCCAUUUUACAAUGCCUCGGCCAUGGCGGUGCUGGUGCCUCCCCCGUCCUUCCUUCGUUCUCCUCCUGCUCCCGUGACCAGACGUAAAGCACUUCAAAGCAGCACAAUUGACAGCAUAACUGCAUCAAGUCCACUGGUUCAGAACCAAACCCUUGUCUCUAGUAGUCAAAUCUUUGAGCUCGGGUUCUUCACGCCUAAAGGAUCAGCAAAGCAGUACGUAGGAAUAUGGUACAAGAAGAUGACUCCCUCCAGAGUCGUCUGGGUGGCCAACAGGGACAAGCCACUUGGACAUACAGAUCAAUCUGCAAGUUUAAUAAUUGGGGAAGAUGGAAAUCUGAAGCUUCUUGAUGGGCGACAAAACACUGUGUGGUCUACUAAUGUCAUGGCAAAGUCGAAUUAUUCUGAAGCACUGCUUUCAGACUUUGGAAACUUUGUUCUUCAAGACAGGAACGAGAAUAUAAUGUGGGAAAGCUUUGAUGAGCCAACCGACACUCUCUUGCCAAACAUGAAGAUUGGAGUAAGUGAAAAAGGAAAGAAACUAAACUUGACUUCCUGGAAAGGCGAAGAUGAUCCCUCACUCGGAAGCUUUGUCAUGGGAGUGACAUCGGAGACACCGCCUCAGGUUUUCACUUGGAAUGGAUCAAGUCCUUACUGGAGAAGUGGACAGUGGGAUAAAACCAAGUUCAUUGGAAUACCGAACAUGACCAACACAUACUACGAUCUCCAACAAGAUAAUGUCCAGGGAACCUCAUAUUAUUACCUCAAUAAUUACAACAACUCCUUCUUUGGAUAUACUUUCAUCUCUUCUGAAGGAUCUGUAAAGUCAGUUUGUUGGGCCAAUGGCUGGUUAACAUACUGGAAGGCACCGGCACCAACUAACCCUUGUGAAAUUUAUGGAAUAUGUGGCCCCUUUGGAGUUUGCAAACAGUUUAGUUCACCCAUGUGCAGAUGCUUAAAAGGUUUUAAACCUAGAUCAGAUGAAGAAUGGAACAGAGGAAACUGGACCAGAGGGUGCCUUAGGAAAAUGGAAUUGAAUUGUCAGAAAUCUGCAAGCACAGCAGCUUCAACAACUGUGGAAAAAGAUAUGUUCUGGCAAAUGAGACAAAUAAAAUUGCCUGAUUCCGCUGAUCAUUUGUUGAUAGAUAAUGCGGAAGGAUGUCAAAGUUGGUGCCUAGAAAACUGCUCGUGCUUGGCCUUUUCUUAUGUGAAUGCUAUAGGAUGUAUGGCUUGGAGUAAAGACCUUCUAGAUACUCAGCAAUUCUCCAUUGGUGGCGAAGAUCUAUUUAUUCGACUUGCGGAUGCGAGUGUGGGUGCGGAUACAGGCUGAAAUGGUUGAAUCAAUACGCUUUUGGUUUUGCACUUCCUGUGCUUCUUAUAAUAUAUUUUCUAUGGUUCAGGUGUACCUACGCGGACAAAACUUAUCAUCAGCUU
Eucalyptus grandis is the source of this 2169-nucleotide messenger RNA. Its product is annotated as G-type lectin S-receptor-like serine/threonine-protein kinase At1g61480. Gene Ontology annotation, biological process: recognition of pollen. Lineage: Eukaryota; Viridiplantae; Streptophyta; Magnoliopsida; Myrtales; Myrtaceae. The record is from RefSeq and is a predicted model, not a curated record.